CAUUUCAAUUUUUUUCAAUUCGUUUGCUUGACGUUCACGGACGUAAAUCCGCACACAGCCCUUACUCGAAUACGUUUUGCAAUAGAUAAAUCAAAAUUCUCCGUGUGGAUUCUAUCUGGGAUUGGAUGCAACACUAAAUUGCCUGUGUAUUCUAGCUUUUCUAACGACGCAAAAUUCUCAGUGCAAGAAAAAAAAUAAAACGACUUUUAGCAACACAACAUAAACCGAUAAUAACAACAAGUCGCCUGAAGGCACCAACUCCAAAAUAUAAAGCGGAAAUUGGACAAGCUUCCCGACGGGAUUGGAUCUAAUAUCAUGUUGUUAAAAGUGCCAUCUGUGGACUGGACGGAUCAAAUCAUUUACGUGGUGGACGACGAUGAGUCGCUAUCAGACAUCGACGAUGAGCCAGAUUUCUCCGAAUAUAUGUGGAUGGAGAACGAGGAGGAGUUUGACAAGAACGAACUUCAACGCCUGGAAGAGCAGGAGAUUAUGCAAGAGUGCUUUGAAGCCAUGAUCGAGGACGAGCUGGAGGAGCAGAUUAACGAGUGGGAGAAGGUUAAAACGGCGGAACAGAACACGGCACUUUCCGCGCUGCCCAAGAGCCAGUGUAAUGUGGAAAAGUCUGUACUGAAUCCUAUGGCCGAUGAGUUUAUUCCUCGUAGUCAUAUAAUGGAUUUCCCUGCCUCAUAAAGCCAGCUCGUUCCCUGCCCGCCACAGAAUCACAAACCGCCCCGCCCCAUAACACGUGGACCUCAUACGCGAAAAUCCUAAGAAACUAAAGAUCCUUUGCUAAGGCUCAACUAACAAAUUGCGCCAAUGAGAUUGAGAUUGGCAUUCUGACCAAGUUGAGCAGCGAGAGCAUUCGGAGAAAGUAUAGCCCAUCAUUAUCUAAUUCCUAGAUACCCAAAAAGCGAAAUAUUCGUACCAACUCCAAAUGCUGGCGACCGAAAUGCAAACGAAUCGUAUUUUUAAAAACCGUUAUAAAAAAAAAAAACAAAUCAAUGCAAAAAUAUAAAAAAGAUGUUUAAUAGAAGAAAGCAACAAACAAACCAACAAAAAGAAAAAAAAACCAACUACAAAAUAAGAACAGACAAAUAACAAUUGACAACUAUGCCACGUACAUUACAGUACAUUGUAAUUAGAGUUAAACACGAAUUCUUUGCCGAGGAGUUUGGAGCCACGGCGCCUCAGAAAUUCCGAACCCAAAAUGUUAAACGAAACGCAGACGCUGGCGCUUGCUAAAGCUAGUGAAAACUUUGGUAUUAACGUACAAAACGAAAACGAAUGACUUUUUACACGCGACGAACAAUGUCGUGGCUUCUAUACCAACUAAAAACUAAAAUUAUAACUAAACUAUGCCAAUUUCCAGCUAAAGCAACUGUAAGCAACAAACAAGACUCGAUUGUGUUAGUAACAAACAAAGAAAUGAACAGAAUUUGUAACCGUCAUGUCGUUAAAAUGAAAUUCUAUUCAAAGACUUUAAGUGUAGUUUAAAUCGUAUUUAAUUUAACGUCCCGCCCACUGUCUAGACUCGUUUUAAGUUGACAAUUUUGUGGAUUAUACGUGUUUACUAGUUUUCUUUUUAAAUAAUUUUCACCAUUGUUAACUCGUUGUACGUUCUACGCCCAAGUUACAAUAAGCGCUUGUUAACUUCCCUUCUGACUCUCGCAAUACUUGUAAUUUACAAAUGUAAUUUAGUGUACUAAAAUGAAUUGAGAUACUAAUGUUUAACGCCCCCUUAUACAAAAAGCAUGCAUCAAUAUGUUUAACUAGUGUUAAUUGACAAAAAAAAACAGACAAAACCAACGCUGCAAUAACAAGUAGUUCUGUAAUUUUAAGUAAAAAAUCUUUUGAACCGUUUGCUGCGGGUCAAAUGCACAAACCCCAAUCGACUUUGGUUAACCACGUUAAAUUUCGUUCCGGCAUGUAGACAAAGAUGAAUUUCUAUUUUUUCAAUCAGCUUAGAUUUAGUGACUUAAGACAGCAUUAAAAGAUCUACUACAUUACUUACGUUACGUGUGAUAUAAAGAUAUAAAAAAACAAGCAAAAAAAAAUAUCAAAAAUGAUUUUAAAAAUCUCAAUAAAAAGAAGUAUUAUAGCAUAAAA
Molecule: messenger RNA, 2106 nt
Organism: Drosophila ficusphila
Lineage: Eukaryota; Metazoa; Arthropoda; Insecta; Diptera; Drosophilidae
Gene: Paip2
Product: polyadenylate-binding protein-interacting protein 2
Exons: 4
Coding region: 316-690 (124 amino acids)
Biological process (GO): negative regulation of translational initiation
Cellular component (GO): cytoplasm
Molecular function (GO): mRNA regulatory element binding translation repressor activity
Source: RefSeq, a predicted model, not a curated record